UGUAAAUCAUAUAACAUCACUUUCUCCAAUGUUUAUGGGAAAGUGCUGCUUUAAGAUUUUAAAGUGCCAAGGGCUGAAUAUGAAGUUUAGCUCAAUAUUUUUUAAAUAUAUGCUUUAAUUUAACCAUAAUCAGUAACCAUUGAAACUUUUGACAGCCCAUCAACAAAAGACCGCAGUAGUAACAAUGUCUAAAACUCCUACAAUAACUAAAAUUUAUUCCUAUGAAUGUGCACCUCUUAAAACUCCAAAAAUCAAGAAAGAACUUAUUUCUUCAUGCCCUGCAGACAACAAAACCAAAGAUGUCCAUCCACAUCCAACAAUUAUUAUGGAUGAAUAUGGUCAAACUCCAGAUCACUAUUAUCUGGCGCGAAAACCCCCUCCUUCUUUCUUUCAGGUGAAGCGGAAGCUAGACUUACAAUCUGUUGAAUCCUCUAAUAAUUCAAAGACAAAAUUGAAUAAGUAUUCGAAAAAAUUUAAUGUUCCAAAAGGCAAAGGAAAAACUUUUUGUGAAAAACCACGCUAUGAUACAUCUCUGGGCCAACUGACAAAAAAAUUUCUGAAGCUACUAUCUGAUGCUUCUGAUGGUAUUAUUAACUUAAACACUGCCUGUGCUUUACUAGAUGUGCCAAAGAGAAGGUUGUAUGACAUAACAAAUGUUCUUGAAGGUGCUGGCCUGGUACAAAAAACUUCACGAAACAACAUUCAGUGGAUGGGUCGAGCAUCUUCUCCUUGUGCCAGUGUUUUGAAAUUUGACUUAGAAAGAGAUAUUGAUAUACUUGAAUCAAAAGAAAACAAAUUAGAUGAGUUAAUUUAUCACAUGACGAAUGAAAUUGAAGCCAUCAAAGAAACAGAUCACAGAUAUUAUUAUGUAACUGCUCAGGACUUGAAGAAUAUAGAAGAAUUUGCUGGGAAGACUAUUAUUGGGAUGAUAAACUACCAGUUUUUAGAAUCUUUUGAAAGAAAACUUGUUAUUUCUAGUAGAAAUAAUACAGAUAUUGAUGGUUAUUUACUACGCAACAAUACCCUUCUUCAGAACAUCUUGCAUCCAGGAGUUGAAUGUAAAGAAAAUUCUUAUGACAUAAAAAUUCAAAAUGGCCAAUUUAUGCUUGCUGAUGAUGCUAGUGAAGCUUCAGAAGACAACUCAUGUUUUAACUCUUUACUUAAUCCAGGUGUAGGUACUGAUGCUUCCUUUACUAGGGUUUGUGCAGAUACUAUGUGGAGCGAAGGUGAUACAGUUAUCAAAAAUGCAUUCAUUGCAGAAGAAGAUGAUAUUGCUCCUAUGGGGAAAAAUUUUCUUUUGCAAACUGAAGAUCAAGACCUUGACACCUUAGCAUAUUCUGUUUUAGAUUCACCAGUAGAUAACUAUUCUUUUUCACUUGACACGGGUGAAGGUUUGUCUGAUUUGUUUGAUUGUAAUUUUUCUUGUCCCUAACAUUUCUUCAACCAACAUUACAUUUAUGGUUACAUACAAAGCUUGUUUUUAACAUUUUCAUUUGUGUAUAAUCAUAUCCAUAUUAUUUUUUAAAUUUGUUUUCUAAACCUAUGUCAUAUGUAUGAAUGAGGAUUUAUUCAAGCAUUUGAGAUUAAUGAUAAACUUGUUAUUUAUUAUUGUUUUCUACAAUUCUCUCAUCUUAUAAAUAACAAACAAACAAAUAAAAUUUCCCUACUGUUCAAAAUUUGAUUCCAGUAUAUUCCGACAUAGCUUCUACAACUGCACUGUGAACCUACUUUAAUGAAACAGCUGUCCCUGAACCCUGAUGAAAGUUUUAUAGCAUUUGAAUGGCAAAUCCUAAGGCUAUAAAACUGUUCGCACAGCUUUUUUGCUCUUUAAAAAAAAAACAUUUUAUAAAAGCGUAUACUUCAACUCAGGCUUCAGUUAUUCACUGAAAAGGUUCUAAUAUUUCUUGCAAAAUUAACAAUUAAAAUUAAUAGAAUUUUUGUUGACAUUGAUACCAUUCUAAAAGCUAAAUUGAAGAGGAAUAAUUACAUAAUUGUAACUUAAUAAGACUUGAGUUACUUGACUAAAUUCUGAAGUUUUGAACUCUGAAUGAAUGAAUGCAUUUAAUAGUUCAUGCAUCAAUAGUUGUGAGCCAAAACUGCGUUUACCUUUGGAUGAUUAUGUAUGAACAUUUUGAAAGCUGCAUAUUUGCGUGUUUUUUGGCCAAUGUUAAGGGUGUAGUCUUGUUGAAAUUGGGUACAUUAUUCUCUUUUUUCUUCUAAAAACUAAUUUGCAUUUCCCAUGCUUUGGCACUACAAGUUUUGUAAAAUGCUAUAAAAAUAGAGAAGUUUUUUAAAAAAUAGAAAUGUGAUUUUCAUCGAGCAAGCAUCGUUUUGAAAAUAUAUUUUCAACAUUUUAACUUCUUUCAUUGUUUAGUAUAAAUUGUGUGAAUGUGAUUUUUCGCAAAAUUGUUUUUAAUGCCGGCCAUAUUACAAAUAUAUGUAAAAAAAAGCUAUUUUGCUUGUUGAGUGAAGAAAACUAAAGCAUAAAACUCAAGUUAAGUGUAGCUUUGCAUUUUAAUUUGUUGUUUUUUUUAUUACAUGAUGAUCUAAGUUGAAUUGAACCUUAUAUGAUGAAAAUACUUUCGCAACAAAUGCUCUAGUACAGUACACAUAAAAUUCAAGUCAUAAAAAAAAAAAAAAAUCAUAUAUAUCUGUGUUUUGCCGCCAUAAUAAAUUGUAUUGAUGAAAUAUAGGUAUACAAUGUUUCUGAAAUAUAUAUACAAUUUUUCAUUUUUUUUUUUUAAAUUAAUUGCAAAGAUGUUUAAAAAUAUUGAAAAAAAAAAAAAAAGAGAUGUUUUCAAUUUAAAAUAGUUUGCUAAAUCCUUAUUUGUUCAUAGAUUUCUUAAAAAUUCGAUGUUUUAAUUUUUACAAAAGCUAAAAACAAAAUUUUUAAAGAUACAGUAAGUUUUAUUAUAAUAAAAAUUUUGUUUUGAUUGAAAGCAUUUGUCUAGAGAAAAUUUUAGCUGUUAUGAGAUUAGAGCUUUGUUCUAUUUUUCAAACGUCUUCAUUAAAGCUUUUUUUUAGUACAAUAACUCAGAAUGUGUUUAAUUUGAAAAUUCAUCGAGAAAGAGGAGAAAGGGGGAAGGAGAAAUAUUUUUGGAAAUGAAGUUAUAAUUUUGAUUAAAUCUCAGUAAAAAUGUAUAUAUUUUGAAAAUAAUUUAAAGUGAAACAAGGAAUAUUUUCCUGUUUAAAAAUUUAUAAACCUCAUCUAAUUGUUUUUAAUCAUGUAAACUUUUAAACUUGAUGUGAUUUCGGCUGUACCACAUGAUUUCAUUUUCUUAAUAUUUGUUCUUUCACUGAGCCUCAUUUUUGUGCAUCAAUAUGUUCAUGAUCUCAAGCUUUUUUAUGCUAUUUUAAAAAGGAA
Uloborus diversus is the source of this 3364-nucleotide messenger RNA. Its product is annotated as transcription factor E2F2-like. NCBI's taxonomy places the organism in Eukaryota, Metazoa, Arthropoda, Arachnida, Araneae, Uloboridae. Bases 185 to 1432 code for a protein of 415 amino acids. Gene Ontology annotation, molecular function: RNA polymerase II cis-regulatory region sequence-specific DNA binding; DNA-binding transcription factor activity, RNA polymerase II-specific; protein dimerization activity. The record is from RefSeq and is a predicted model, not a curated record. The transcript is spliced from 9 exons. Gene Ontology annotation, cellular component: RNA polymerase II transcription regulator complex. Gene Ontology annotation, biological process: regulation of transcription by RNA polymerase II.